This is a messenger RNA of Lathyrus oleraceus (garden pea), 1431 nucleotides long. RefSeq names its product formin-like protein 14. Bases 1 to 1431 code for a protein of 476 amino acids. Lineage: Eukaryota; Viridiplantae; Streptophyta; Magnoliopsida; Fabales; Fabaceae. The transcript has 2 exons. The record is from RefSeq and is a predicted model, not a curated record.
AUGACGGGUGACAUAUCUCUAUUCAUUAACUUUGUGCCAAAGAAGAAGGGGUUUGUCACUUAUGGAGAUAACAACAAUGGAGCUAUAAUUGGAAAAGGUAGUGUAGGUAAUCCUUCAUCUACUACUAUCUCCGAUGUCAUGUUAGUUGAUGGUCUUAAACAUAACCUUCUCAGCAUUAGUAAACUUUGUGACAAGGGAUUUAAAGUUACUUGUUGCUUAUUUGAACAUAAUAAGAAGACAAAUUAUAUGUUUAAAGGCUUGAGGGUUAAUAACACCUAUAUGCUUAACUUAGAUGAGGUAUCCUUGGUUGGAACUAAGCGUCUUGAUACCAUGAGCAAAGCUUCUUUAGCAACAACAAAUGUGGGAAGAGGUCGUGGUACUGGUGCUAUUGCUGUUAAGAAAACUUUAUUAAAGCCUCUACAUUGGGUGAAAGUUUCUCGAGCAGCACAAGGUAGUCUAUGGGCUGAUUCACAGAAACAAGGUAGUGAUUCAAGGGGCCCUGAAAUAGACAUAUCAGAACUUGAGACCUUGUUUUCAGCAGCAUCUAUUUCUUAUGGAAAUAGUACUAAAGGUGGACUUCGGCGUGGUUCUAAUAUUAACAAACCUGAGAAAGUACAAUUGGUUGACCUACGUAGAGCAUAUAAUUGUGAAAUAAUGCUCUCCAAAGUCAAAAUUCCUCUGCCAGAUAUGCUUAAAGCAAUUUUGGCAUUGGAUUCUUGUGUUCUGGAUAUCGAUCAGGUUGAGAACCUCAUCAAGUUCUGUCCUACAAAGGAAGAGAUGGAGGUGCUGAAGAACUAUACCGGGAUAUGCUUGGAAAGUGUGAGCAGUUUUUUUAUGGAGCUGAUGAAGGUUCCACGAGUAGAAUCCAAGUUAAGGGUGUUUGCUUUUAAAAUCACCUUUUCUGGUCAGGUGAGUGACUUAAGGAAAAAUUUGAAUACAAUCAAAGAUGCAACCAGAGAGGUCAAGGAAUCUGUAAAACUUCGUCAAAUAAUGCAGACUAUUCUUAUGUUGGGCAAUGCCUUGAAUCAGGGAACAACCCGAGGAUCAGCAGUAGGAUUCAAAUUGGACAGUCUUCUCAAGUUAUCUGAUACCCGUGCAAGAAAUAACAAAAUGACUUUAAUGCAUUAUUUGUGUAAGCUUCUUGCUGAGAAAAUGCCAGAACUGAUAGAUUUUGACAAGGAUCUUCUCAAUAUGGAAGCUGCUUCUAAGAUCCAACUAAAAGCAUUAGCUGAAGAGAUGCAAGCUGUGCAUAAAGGUUUAGAGAAGGUUGAGCAAGAACUCACGACUUCUGAAAAUGAUGGUUCUAUAUCUUCAGGAUUUCACAAGGUGUUGAAGAGUUUUCUUGAUUUUGCCGAAGCUGAUGUGAAGUCACUUACAACAUUGUAUAACAGCAAACACAGUACCAAUAACACACUUAACCCGUGUUCAUAA